AUGGCGGCAAGAGAUUCCUUUUUAAAUAGUUUCGAGUCAUUAGCUGUUGCAAGCGAGUGGACUCCAAUGGAAGAAGCUCGUCCUAUCAAUGUGCCCAUCUACUCUUCUUCCACUUUCAAGCUUCCAACUGUAGCUCGUGGGGAAGAGCUGUCUACGGGCAAGGUGAGUGAAACUAUGGAUCAUUCGUUCUACGCCGAAAAAAAAUCGUUUUGUUAAAAUUAUUGCGGAGUUCCGCUUGCUUUUGGCUUCCUUUUUCGGCAGGAGGUGCAACUGUGACACGUGUUCAUAUAGGGUUGGGGUGGGGAUGGUAUACCUACCAACUCUCACGCCUUAGGCGUGAGUCUCACGCCUGCGGGUUGAAAACUUCGAUCUCACGCCCGCUCACGCCUGCGGACCAAUUUCUCACGCCUGACUGAAAAAUGUGAGUUGUUGCCGUCUUGCUUGACACAAUUUCCAAAAAUAUGUUAACUCAGACCCAUGUAAGGAACGAAAACCAUGUGUAAAAUGAAUAAAUGACAAUACCUUCCUCGCGAUCUCUGAUUUUGUGGAUAAGCGUUUUCUCGAUAACUUCGCCUUCGGCAGACUUCGGACAUCUUCGGAAGACUUCGGACUUCUUCGGGAAUCUUCGGAAAUGAUCGUGUCGUUUUCAAAAAUCCCAGCACUCCCAGGAUAAAAAUCUCACGCUUACAUCUCAGAAAAAGUUGGCAGGUAUAGGAUGGUAAGGUGAAAAAAAACUUGACCCAAAAAUGAGUGGACUGGUGUGAGUAAGGUCGUUAUGGUAGUAAACGGUAAAUGCUUUGUGUAUAGUAAAAGAGCACUUAGUUGAUCUACAACAGCUAGUUUACAGGCAAUCCACUUAAAUAAUUCAAACAGAUAAUUUAAAAAUCAUGAUACCCUUGAAUAAUUUGUUUUAUUCAGAGUGAUGGGUGGCUGUAUUCUCGUUGGAAUAACCCCACAACUGAUGCUGCAAGUCAAACACUCAAUAAUUUAGAAGGGGGAUAUGGAACAUUGCUGUUUUCAUCAGGCAUGGCUGCAGUUUCAACAGCAUUUAUGGCAAUGUUGAAGAGUGGGGAUCAUGUGGUAAGAAUAUACACCCUUAUAGAGCGAUUUUUGAAUGACCAGGGCUCAAAAUUAGCGACUAACUGGUCGCAUAUGCGACUGGAUUUUUGCUUGUACGCCUAAAAAUUCAUGUGUAAUCGCACCUGUGCGCUGUAAAACCCAAAGCACGGUGCAACUGACUUACUUCUGACUAUAGUAACGAACUCGAACUAGAAAGACGGUGUAUGUUCAAUUCGUCUUUUCUCCCAAUGGAUUCUAUGAACUCGAAUGUUCUUUUUAGUUUCAAUGUUUUACUCCAUCCCAGACUCUUCUGUUUUGUAAUAAACAUCGCUGACACAUGCAAAUAUAUGCUACGAAUGAAACACGUACUUUUUGCGCAAUGGACGAUCAUCUCGAAUGUUCAGUUUUAACGUCCAUCAAAACAAAAACAGUGCGCAUUAAGAGCCUUUUUUUUCCAGGUAAGAAAGUUUUUUAAGUCGUAUUCCAGUUACAUGUAAGUCAUUGCGCAUUUAACAAAUUCAUUAAAGAUUAAUUUUCAUUCUCGUUCGACACACUCAUUGUUGUCAGUUUUGAAUUGUUUUUUUAAGUGUAAGUUUUCUUUAGUCACAACCGUACGUACUGUCAAAAAGAGAAAUCAAAUCGGCUGUGUUUUAUCAAUCACAGGACUAAAGUAAAAGUAACAAACUGAAGAUGACAAAUAAACAUGGCACUGUUAAGCUUUUUACUUUUUCUUUUGAAAUAGAUGCUCCCAACAUUAUAAGCUGUGCUUCUAAAAUUUCAGCUGUGCGCCUAAAAUUUCGGCAGUGCACCUAAAAAUUUACAUCUGGUAGCAGAAGUGCUCCCAAACUGAAAUUUAAACUUUGAAGCCUGAUGGCCUUGAAAAAUGAUGAAGUAUUCGUUUUAUCAGCGAAUGGAUGAAAAGAUCAAAACAUGGACUCUUUGUUUUCCUGCUAAAGAAAACCCUAACAUCGAGAAGGCAUUGUUCGAUUGGCCAAUCAUGUUGCAGUAUGACACCAAAGUGAAGUAUCAAUUGAUUUCUAGAAAGUUCUUGGGCAUGAAGAUUUUUCACCAGAGUGAACCAAAAGCCACAUGCAUUUGUAUCCGUUCGAAAAACCAAUCAAAUCACUCUAUUUCUGUUAGGUUUUUGCUUCUGUUUUGUUCGGGCAUUUUCAUUUCAAGGUCAUAUGAAAAUUGCUCUAUCCUAACGAGACUGUGAGACAAAUUUAAUCCUCAUGACAGGGCUUUUCGACUAGCCUGCCAGCAAGCUCUCUUAGGUGCUCUGGCUGUGAGUGGGGGAGUCCUGCAGAGUGGGUGUGGUGCAAUUCACCUUAUCUUCUAAGGGGUACUGAUUCCAAAAUAGCACUAUCAAUUUUGGACAUUUUCACAUUUUCAGCUCAAUACUCUAAAUUUAAGGUUUCAAAGUAACUUCAAUGGUGGUGGCCAUUUAAGAUUUAAAAUCCUACAUGGUCUCAAGUGGCAAAUUUUAAGCCCUAAAAGGCAAAAUCACACCCUUGCCUAUUUUUAUUGGAAAGUCUCCUGGACUUUUUUGUCCCCCCCCCGCCUCUUGAGAUCCUUGGACACUCAAUCAGAAGGCAUGUCCACUAAGCUUCUUCCCAAUUCCAGAAGCAUUUAAGUCAUAUAUAUAUAUAUAUAUAUAUAUAUAUAUAUAUAUAUAUAUACAAAACCUUUAUAGAAGAGUUUUUGCAAAGUACAUUGUAUUUAAUUUCACAGGAUUUUACAAAAAAGGGUUAAAUAUAUAUAUAUAUAUAUAUAUAUAUAUAUAUAUAUAUAUAUAUAUAUAUAUAUAUAUAUAUAUAUAUGUAUGUAUGUAUUUAUAAACCUAAGAGCUGGAAGGGUGAAAAAAAGAGUGUGGUGUGUGGGUGGAAAGCAGUGAACAAUUCCCAUUGACAAUGUAUUGAUAUUUUCUCCUUUAAUUUCCUAGGUGAUUCCAAAAGUGGUUUACAGUGGUACACUAUAUGUAGUGAAAACAUUUCUGUUGCGAUUUGGAGUGGAAUUUACCAGUGUUGAUGGCUCAGAUCCUUCUUCUUAUCGGGAUGCUGUCAAACCCAACACUAAGGUUUGUCUUAAGAAUAAAAUUAAUAAUUAUUCAUCGCCUCAUUAAUGACAUCUACUCUCUGGAAAGACAGUAAAAACACUACAAAAAAGUGUUAAAGUUGCUUUAAAAACAAAACAACAAAUUUAGGAUAUGAACUACAUGUGUCCUGUUUUUAUAUUAUUGGCUCCUUGUGGAGACAGAACCAUCUUAGAAUGGGUGGUCAUUUGAUUCAGCCACACCAAGGUCUAACUAUUUGCUUUGUAGAGGCAGUUAUUGUAUACCACAGUUUAUAUUUAAGGCCCUUAGUAUGGGUCUGACCAUUAGAUGAAGAAGAAAGGCCUUUUUUUACCAUAAAUUCCUUCAUACUCAUAACCUAUUACAUUAUCACAAGGCAGGAGAUCAAGCAAAGCACGCUCUUAGCUUUUAGACGAUCUCUGCUUUAUAUCAGAUACCAUGAUGAUUAAAUCUGCACCUUCUACUUCUCAGUCCAUGCUCUACUGACUGAGGUUGUGCUGCUACCAUGGAAACAUACUGAUUGAUCAUCAUCAUCAUCAUCAUCAUCAUCACCAUAAAAAUUGUAACAGGCAUUGUAAGCUCCAGGCCAAAACAAUGGGAUGUUUUUUUUCAGUUGCCAUUCUAAUAUUCGGGGAUCUUGAACUCUUGUGUAUGUUGUGGUUCAAUUUUAUCCGUGGUUUAAAUUUUCUUUUCUUUUGUUUCAAACUCAUUAUCAUACAUUACCAUACCCAAAAACAAAGGAAAAUAAAAUUUAAAUGAAGGAUAAAAUUGAACCACAACGUGUACGUAAGGCAUCCCUAUGCUGAAAUAGUGAUCAGCACUAUCAGCUAAUACUUGGUCGAAAUGUUAGCUGACAUAUCAACUUAUUCUUCAUUGAUAUAUUGGCCAACUAUUGGUCGAUUUGACCAUCGGCUUUAAUUUGCCGAGUGUCAGUCGGCGUGUUGACUGACAGAUAGUGAACAUGUGGGUGGGUCUAUCUUUUCUAGAUCUGUGUUUAAUUUUGGGGGAUGAUCAAAGAAGAAACCCAUUGAACUAAUGCUCUGAACUGAUGUUGAUGCAGACUCUGCCUGCUUAUUGUCUGUGAAUGUAAUGUGAAAUAAAUCAUGAACUAUGCUUGAAACAGAUCAAUAUGGAUGUGUGACUUGCAGCUAUAUUAACAUCCUAAGCAGCUGAAAAAGAAAACUGAAAAAAUUCCUGACUUGACCGGGAUUCAAACCCUGGCCUUUGUGAUGACUGUUCACCUAGUGCAGUUUUCCAAGAGAUCUUCAGCUGUUUGAUCGCUGAACUUGAAAGACCAUGAUGGAGAUUCAGAUAUCUUUCAAGCAUACAGAGAUACAGCAAUCUGCUGCACUUUAUGGAGAAUUCCCACUACUUCACAACUAAGGUAUCUCAUGUUCUGAUUUUCAGGUUUCUUAAAAAAAAGUACCUUCAAGAUUUUUAGAGUGUCUUUGUAUUUAUAAACAAAGUGCUUCUUGAGAACAUUGUUUUUUUGCAGGACAAGGGCAGCACCUUCAUUUCUCAGUUAUAUUAUGAUAAAUUUGUUGUAUCUGAUAUGACUGAUAUUUCCUAUGGCCCCGGGGAUCAAACCCUCAAACUCUUGCUCUACAGAUUUGAGUGUUCUGCUGACUUAUCUAACCCUUCUGUGUGAUUAGACAAGGGAGGACUUCAGGAACAAAGCUCUAGAUUUUCCUCACAAUGCUGCAAAACAAAACAAACAAUAUGCUUUAUUCAGUCAGAAAUUGAAAGUUAGAAGCUUCUGGCAGCUUCUUUGUUUGGAAAAUUGUUGCUCUUGGUAUGUUCAGUAAACUAGAAAAAUGUAAAAUGGGUGACCGCAUCAACACCCGUCAACAUUCAGCAGUCGUACCAAAUUAAUCAAAUCACAAGGUGGUCUCAUGGAUUGGUGUCAUCAAAUUAAAAAAUACUGUAUGUACAUGCUGUCAAGACCUUACUUUUGCCAGACUGAGUGUCUCACCCUCUGUCUAAAUAAGACGUGUUUUAACUAGGAAGAAGAAAAUUUGGAGUUUCACCAAGUGUUAGAUAUUGCCGUUUAAAUUGAGUAACAUGUUAAAGUUGUUGUUGAAAACCUAUUCUUCAUUUUUGAAUGUCAGCUCGACGAGUCGCGCCUUUUGCCUGUAAGUGUCUUUAAAAAGUUGUUUUCGUUUUGGAAAGUGCCCAUAUUUUUCCGUGGGGCUUUGUUUGUGAACGCAAGGAAACUAAGUAGAUGUUAGCAAAUUUCGGGUUAAAAAUAAGGAAAUUUUGAGACCCCUACCACGAAAAGCGAUAUUUGUUAUUUACUUGAGAGUGAAAGGCUUUUGGCGGGAACAAUUUACAUCAGGUUCCUUAUACUCUCUUUUUCAACUCUUCGGAUGAAAUCAACAUUAGAGCCGAUUUUUCCUGACCGUCGCUCAUUCUCUAUUUUUUUUUCUGUAACGUUUUGAUGAUUACCCCAAACACUCUGUCUCCUCUACUGUCCUAUUCUGCGAGCAGUGGUUCAGUGGCCGGACGCUACGCUACAAAGGGAGGAAAACUACUGCUUCGUAGAGUAGCGUCCGGGCUGGAGAAACACGCACUGCUCGCGGGGUACUACUGUUCAGACCUCUGCUAAACAAAUUAUGUGAAUAACAGAGAUUUCUAUUUUUGCGUUCAACUCAUCCUUAUUUAAACCGUGGUUUCUUUCCUCUCGCCAUUUGUCAGUUUGUUUUGAGAAAAACGAAAGGCUGCUGACAACGUUAAAACUUAUGGCGAUGUUGAUCUCAUCAAGUUGAUGCAAUUGAAACUCCGGGGAGUGCUCAACAGAGGUUUAUAUGGGAGCCUCCGCCAAGAGGGCAACCCCUCAGUAUAUACCAUUGUUAACAGAAAAGGCACCCCUUUCGUAUGCCUUGACAAUGUAUUCCUUUUACAUAGCCAGUUUAGAACCCUGCACCCUUUUUGACUGCCUUAAAUGUACCGUCGUCCAAAUAUGAAUAAACCAGGUAGUUUUCUUGUCUUUUCCCAGCCAAAAAAUGUAUCUACUAGCCUCUUUAGGUCCUGUCACAAACUGCAAUGACAUAUUUUCCUACCCUUUCAUAUACUUCAACUACUGAAAUCCCUACACUUUCAUACACCAGAAACCUGACUAAGGUACCCCUUUCGGGCGGAGCCUCCUUUUAUUAGCCUGUACCACAGACGAAACUUAACUCUGGUUAAGUCCGUCUGCGAAACAGCGCCAAAAUCCUUGUUCUGGGCCUCCACUUGUAUACCAGGAUUUGAGUACGCGCCAUGAUUGGCCUUUUAAAAAUGCUAUUGUCGAUUUGCCAAUCAGAAUGAAAGGAAAUUCGAACGCACUUCCGGUAAUUCGUUGAGUCCGUGAGGGGCCAAGAACAAGGAUUAACUUUUGCCUGCGACACAGGCUACCUUGUGUACACCAUCAUAAGGAGUAACCCCCGGGAGUUGAAAUGACGGUUAAAAGGAUUUAGGCUUAGCAGGAAUAUUAUUGAUUAUUUUGUCAGGUUAUCUUUUGUGAAACACCUUGUAAUCCAACCAUGACCUUGGUAGAUCUUGAGGAGAUUGCUAAGCUUGGCAAAGAAAAUGGUGCCAUCACCAUGGUCGACAGCACAUUUGCUUCUUCUUUUAACCAGAAGCCCAUCCAACAGGGAAUUAAUAUUGUUAUUCAUAGCUGGUGAGUAAAUUAUGAAAAAAAACCACAUCAUAUGUUGUUCACAACCGUUAAAAAUAUAUCAUAGUUUAUAUUUGAAGAGGUAAUACCAAGUGGUUUCCUAUUAUACUCAGCAAACACGAAGUAAGCAUAACCUUAGAACACAAGACAUAGAUGUACAAGAGAAAAAGGAUUUCUUACUGCGCUUUUCACAAACAUGCGAAUUGUGAAGUUCAAAAGCCAACUGACGAUUGCGUUUUUCGCUGCCGUCAAUCAUCUUAACGGACCUCCUAGGAAACAGAACUUUACUUUAACGAGUUCAAAAGGUCAUGGUUUGUGAUUUGUGAUUGGUGGAUUUGGAUCCGUUUUGUGUGUUUCUGUGUUUCAAGGUUCGUUGCUUGUGAUCGUAAUUAUGAUUGACGGCAGCGAAAAACGCAAUUGUGAAGGCGGCUUUUGAACUUAAGAGUUCGCAUGUUUGUGAAAAGCGCAGUAAUGUUUUUCGACGAAACAUUUCACGUUCACGUGAAAUUAGACGGCGUGGUCGCGGAAGCAGUAGUCAAUAAUAACCUUCGCGGCAUGCGCGGGAACUUAAAAUAGAUUUUAAUUAAUUGACAUGGGGCACAGGGAUUCACUCUCUUGGCUCAUUCUCUUUUGAAUCAGUGAAUGGGCGGGGACGCUUGCCUCUCUAUUGGGGACUAAAUACCUGUAAACACUCGUAAAAUCACACGUAAUCUAUAGGUGCCCCUGUUUUAUUGUGAUCACCCGUUCUCGGUUGGUUGGGAUUUUUCGUGUUCUACUCGUCACUACCUAAAUCUGGGUAGUGCCUCUGAUUGGUCAUGCAGCGAGAGAAAUUUGCGUCAACUAAUCACAAGCACUGUCUUUAUGGCGUUUCUGCGCUCGUUCCUCAGACUUCAUUUCGCGGGAAAAUCAGUGGUGGCGUCACGAAAUGUCCGCUGUUUACUCAGGCAAAAAAUAUAAUGCUGAGGUUUUUCCGUAAUAACUAACCAGACACUUACUGAUCCUUUGUCUUCUUCUAUAGCACGAAGUAUCUUGGUGGACAUAGUGACAUAACAGCGGGAUCUCUCACGUUGUCAUCACAGGAGCUGUAUAAAGAAUGUUAUGAGUUGCGCAAGUUCCUUGGAGGAUAUAUGGUAAACACACAAUCUACUCCUUGGAUAUUUUAAGCUGCCAUGUCGUACUAACAAUUUUAAGGCUUGUUAAGUGAAUGUACGAAGCAUCUUGUAUUUUGGUGGCGCUCUCUUAGUGUUUAAAUGUUUGGCUUGAUGGUCAAGUAUUUGUUGAAAUAGCCAGCAAACAAAUUUGUUGAGAAAUAAUAUAAGGCUGAGUUGUAGUUCACGAAACAGAGUAGCAAGUAUCUCUCACGUGUUUGUGUAGGUGUUGACUCCCCUCGACUGCAACAUUGCUCUUGCGUCAAACCUGUAAUACCUCAAAUUAGUAAAAACCUGCGUUAUCCUUUUAAGAAAACGUGUGGGGACCCCAACUUGUAAGUAGUGCUCGUGCGCAACAUUUUUUGUGGUGAGGAAGGAGGUGUACGGUAUGUGUAUUUUCAUUUGCUCUUGACUGUUUGUUCAACAUGUACAAAAAAGUAACGCAGUUGCAAACACUUGACCCAAAACUAUGGCAUAUUAACGGCAUUUAAGGUCGAGAGUGUUUUUACAGAUAAAGGUGAAAUGUUAUAUAAUUGUUUUUAGAGGGACAAGACAAGCUUAAACCCAACAACGUUUUGUUUUGUUUUUUUUUUCACAUAUGUCCUAUCGCUAGAGUACCAUUGAAGUGUCCAAGUAACAUUUUUAAAUUUUGUUUAGUCACCAUUCGAAGCUUUCCUUCUGCACCGUGGGCUGAAAACUCUUCAUGUUCGUAUGGAAAGACAUAAUCAAAAUGCCAUGGAAAUCGCCAAGUUCUUGGAAGGUCAUCCAAAGGUAUUCUAAGUGUAGUUUAGUCGAUCAUCCCUAUGCAUAUUACGAUUGCUAGUGUAGGUCAUUUACAGGAAAUCCAGACUAGGCAUAUAUCAAAAGGGAAUUUUAAAACAUGGUGUCGGUUUGCUGUGCUGGGGCCCGUUUCUUAAAAGUUCCGAUAACGUUUCGGAACCAAAAAGCUGUAUAGUGUUUGCAGUGUUUUACAUUCAAGAUCAAAGUUUCAGUAAUUCUGAAAAUGAUACAAUGAAAUUACAGUUGAUUAACGAAGCCAAAUUGACUUGUUUAUGACCAAGGAACUGUGCUACUAUUCAAAAGGUUUUGAUUUAAAGAUUUGCGUUCGGGCCCGAAAAGUUAUCGAGACUUAAGAGAAACAGGCCCGUGGAGACCAUUAGCAACACCGUCAUUGUCAAUCGUGGUGCAUUUUCGAACCUCACUCAUGCUUGGUCGAUUUCGAUACUUAACAUUGGUAGUGUUUGUGUUGUCACUUCUAAUCCACCGUACCGUACGUAACAAGAUGGCGACUGGUACAUUUACCCACAGUUCUUAGCGCAUGAAAACCACAAAAUUGCUCAUAAAAACGCACAGAACAGUUUUAUAAACUUCAAACCUAGGAUAGGCAAUGUUGCUAUUACUGGGGCGAAUUUCGCCCCCCUCGCCCCCCCCCCCCCCCCCCAAAAAAUGACUAUUUGUAAUUGGCCGUGUUAGGUUCGAAAGGAAUUGUGGUAAAAUGUACGGCCGCCAUCUUUUUCCGUACGGCGGAUUGGCUCAUGUCAUUGCCAGCUACUCUUCUGAUCAGACAUCAGUGCAGUAUCUGAAUAUUUAAAGAACCUGAACUCAGAUAUAUAUCUGCUCUAUCCCUGGGGCAGGUUUUGUAACAGUUUUACUACUUGAAGUUGUAAGGGUAGAACUGAAAGACUGACAUAUAAAGUUCAUUCCUAUAUAUGUAUUACAACGUACCCGCAUCGUUUGUAAGAACGAAAAAAUUAAAUCCCUAACGUGCCUAUGUAACAAAACACUUAACUUUAGAGUCAAUUUAUUUAGCUCAAAACUACUAAUUGGGGACACUAUUUUGUACGUCUCCUGUUAGAGAAGGGACCGAAAUUUUACUUGAUCAUCCUAGCCACGCGAAGGUCUGGCCAUUCGUAGAGUAUUGGUUCGAUCCCGGGAAUCAAUCCCUUAUAAUCUCCCACACUGGAGUCAAGCGCUUUACCGACUGAGAUAAUCCUGCCGCUGUAACCCUACUUUUUUCUCUAUUUUCUGUCAUGAUUUCUUUUUGGUCCUGUUCAGGUUGAAAAAGUUUUCUACCCUGGAUUGCCUUCCCAUCCUCACCAUCACAUUGCAAAAAAACAGAUGACAGGAUACAGUGGAAUGUUGUCGUUUGAAGUGAAAGGCGGAAAGCAGGCAUCUUGUCAACUGGUUGAGGUACGCAUCACCACGCUACAACAUUAAAAGAUAUUUUAGCGAUUGUUUGCAGCAGCCAGUUGUAUUUUGAUUAACUAGAGCGAUUUUCGUAUGACCUUGAAAUGAAAACGUGGGGAAAAAAAGGAAACAACAAACGAACGGAAAUGGAGUGAUUUGAUUGGUUUGUCGAACGCGCGCUUCUUUUGGUUGGUUAAGCAAACGCUCGGGGGAAAAAACGUCAUGCCCGAGAACUUUCUAGAAAUCAAUUGAUACUUCGCUUUGACGUCAUACUGCAACACGAUUGGCCAAUCGAACAAUGCGUUCUCCAUUUUAGGGUUUUCUAUGGCGGGAAAACGAAGAGUCCAUGUUUUGAUCUUUUCAUCCAUUGGCUGAUAAAACGAACACUUACCGAACAAUUUUUCAAGGUCAUACGAAAAUCGCUCUAUCAAUCCCAGGACAGUUUGAAUAUGGUUGCCUUCUUGAGUUAUGGUCGCGUGGUUGACAGGCGAUGAGAUAGUUAUAGUUGCCUGCGAGCGAACUCUAGGUAAGCAGGGGUGGGGGGAGAAGGGAAAGAGAGCUGUCGUAAAAACCCCAUCCCUUCCCCACCUGUUGUUUUCCCUGAGAACAUUUACUAUUGUAAACUUUUUUCCAUUUUAAAUUACUUUUAAAGGAUGAAAUGUUUUGACAGUUUUGGUUUUAAUUUCAGAAUCUGAAAAUGAUCCAGCUCGCUGUGUCUUUAGGUGGAGUUCAAAGUUUGAUCGAGAUAGCUGGCUCUAUGACUCACCCCGAAAAGUACAUAUCAGCAUCCGAAAGGAAGGAAGGAGGCCUGUCAGAAUCACUUGUAAGAUUCAGGUACGCGUUGAUUGUUGUUCUUGUAACUUUAUUGGUAAGACCAUGCAUCGAAAUGACAUACAGAAAUGAUGUUCUUUUUUAUUGUUGAUUCACACACCCUUGACUUUAUCCCUGGUCCUUCAAAACGUUCGUACACUGGGUAUCCGAUGCUGUAUUACGUACACACUUGCUCGAUUUUGCGCCUGCCUUUAGAUACCAUUUUAAAACAAUAGUCCAAGAAGGAUUUUUUUAGGGGUGUGCAAAUCAAGCAAAGUACUGCUGAUGAAGUGCUUCCUUGCACAGGGACUGGAGACGGUUCCCGAGUACAAGGUCUCGUCUCUCCCGAUUUCCAAGGGAAGGAUGUGUUCACAUUGGCCAUGUCCAGCAUUAAUCGCCCCUGGGUACAAGUGUGAAUAUAACCCUUAGUAUAACGGCUAGAGUUGAAUUAGGCUUAACUUCCUUGUGCCCAGCAAAAAUCGCACUCGGGCACCAAGUGUGAGUGAUAAAUACAAAGUGUUUUUACCGUUCAUCGUCCCUCACUUCAACUACUGCCCAGAGAUAUGGCAUUUCUGUAACAAAAGUGCCACUGCAAAGCUAGAGAAAGUUAAUGAGCGUGUCCUUCGUUUUGUCUUUAAUGAGAAACAAACGCCCUACUCAGAGCUACUAAAUAGAAUAGGCUUACCAUCACUUGUGAAUCAAGGCCUCGCUAAAAUAGUAUGGACAGUUUUCAAUGUCAUUAAUAACAAACAUAUUGCAUGGGCCAAACAGCAUUAACGAUCUGAUCAAACAUAGAAACAAUAAAUACGACCACAGGGGAAAUGAUAUUUUAAAGCGGCCAAUGAUCAACUCUUCAACUUACGGCCUGAAAUCCUCACUAGUCAUUCUUUUGUUUUCUCCCCUUUAGUGUCGGUUUAGAGAAUGUUGAAGACCUCAAGAAAGAUCUUGAGCAGGCCUUCGAAAAAGUGUAA
Porites lobata is the source of this 11901-nucleotide messenger RNA. The record is from the annotation of a GenBank genome assembly. Lineage: Eukaryota; Metazoa; Cnidaria; Anthozoa; Scleractinia; Poritidae.